AUGGUGCAGCUCCCCUGCGUCUCGGCGCCGCGCCCGCUGCUCGCCGUGCCCGCGGGCCGGUGGCGCGCCGGCGUGCGGGCGCGGUCUAAUGCGGCGGUAGCGGGAUCAGGCCGGGGGCGGGGGCGGGGGCGAUUCCGCGCCGCCGCGGCGCGGCCCGUGGCCACGGCGGUGCAGGCGGAGCAGGAUGACAGCGAGGAGGAGGUGAUGGUGGAGGAGAGGUACGCGCUGGGCGGCGCGUGCACGGUCCUCGCGGGAAUGCCCGCGCCGCUGGGGGCCACCGCGCUCCACGGCGGGGUCAACUUCGCCGUCUACUCCAGCGGCGCCUCCGCCGCGUCGCUCUGCCUCUUCACCCCGGACGACCUCAAGGCGGAUACGGUGACUGAGGAGGUGCCCCUUGAUCCCCUGCUCAACCGGACGGGAAACGUGUGGCACGUGUUCAUCCAUGGGGACCAGCUGCACGACAUGCUCUACGGAUACAGGUUCGAUGGCGUGUUUUCCCCUGAGCGCGGACAGUACUAUGAUGUGUCCAACGUCGUGGUGGAUCCGUACGCUAAGGCAGUGGUAAGCCGAGGUCAAUAUGGUGUGCCUGCGCCUGGUGAUAAUUGUUGGCCUCAAAUGGCUGGUAUGAUCCCCCUUCCCUAUAGUACGUUUGACUGGCAAGGCGACCUACCCCUGAGGUAUCAUCAGAAGGACCUUGUCAUCUAUGAAAUGCAUUUGCGUGGGUUCACAAAGCAUGAUUCAAGCAACACAAAACACCCAGGAACUUACAUUGGUGCUGUGUCAAAGCUUGACCAUCUAAAGGAACUUGGAGUCAAUUGUAUAGAGUUAAUGCCCUGCCAUGAGUUCAAUGAGCUAGAGUACUUCAGCUCCUCUUCCAAGAUGAACUUCUGGGGAUAUUCCACAAUAAAUUUUUUCUCACCAAUGGCAAGAUAUUCGUCAAGUGGCAUAAGAGACUCUGGACGUGGUGCCAUAAAUGAAUUUAAAACUUUUGUAAGGGAGGCCCACAAACGGGGAAUUGAGGUGAUCAUGGAUGUUGUCUUCAAUCAUACGGCUGAAGGUAAUGAGAAAGGGCCAAUAUUAUCCUUUAGGGGGAUAGACAAUAGUACAUACUACAUGCUUGCACCUAAGGGAGAGUUUUAUAAUUAUUCUGGUUGUGGAAAUACCUUCAACUGUAAUCAUCCUGUAGUCCGUGAAUUUAUAGUGGAUUGCUUGAGAUACUGGGUAACAGAAAUACAUGUUGAUGGUUUUCGUUUUGACCUUGCAUCUAUAAUGACCAGAGGAUGCAGUCUAUGGGAUCCAGUUAAUGUGUAUGGAAGUCCAAUGGAAGGUGACAUGAUUACAACAGGGACACCUCUUGUUGCCCCACCACUUGUUGACAUGAUUAGCAAUGACCCAAUUCUUGGAGAUGUCAAGCUCAUUGCUGAAGCAUGGGAUGCAGGAGGCCUCUAUCAAGUAGGUCAAUUUCCUCACUGGAACGUUUGGUCAGAGUGGAAUGGAAAGUAUCGCGAUACCGUGCGUCAGUUCAUCAAAGGCACAGAUGGAUUUGCUGGUGCUUUUGCUGAAUGCCUAUGUGGAAGUCCACAGUUAUACCAGGCAGGGGGGAGGAAGCCUUGGCACAGUGUCAACUUUGUAUGUGCACACGAUGGAUUUACACUGGCUGAUUUGGUCACAUACAAUAACAAGUACAACUUGUCAAAUGGUGAGGACAACAGAGAUGGGGAAAACCACAAUCUUAGCUGGAAUUGUGGGGAGGAAGGAGAAUUUGCAAGUUUGCCAGUCCGAAGAUUAAGAAAGAGGCAAAUGCGCAAUUUCUUUGUUUGUCUUAUGGUUUCUCAGGGAGUUCCAAUGUUCUACAUGGGCGAUGAAUAUGGUCACACAAAGGGAGGAAACAACAAUACAUAUUGCCAUGACCAUUAUGUCAAUUAUUUCCAUUGGGAUAAAAAGGAAGAACAAUCCUCUGAUUUGUACAGAUUCUGUCGCCUCAUGACCAAAUUCCGCAAGGAAUGUGAAUCUCUUGGUCUUGAGGACUUCCCGACUUCAGAACGGUUGCAAUGGCACGGUCAUCAGCCUGGGAAGCCUAACUGGUCGGAGGCAAGCCGAUUCGUUGCCUUUACCAUGAAGGAUGAAACCAAAGGCGAGAUCUAUGUGGCCUUCAACACCAGCCACCUGCCAGUGGUCGUUGGGCUUCCAGAGCGCCCUGGGUUCCGAUGGGAGCCGGUGGUGGACACGGGCAAGGAAGCACCGUAUGACUUCCUCACUGACGGUAUGCCGGAUCGUGCUGUCACCAUCUACCAAUUCUCUCAUUUCCUCAACUCCAACCUCUACCCUAUGCUCAGCUACUCUUCUAUCAUCCUUGUAUUGCGCCCUGAUGUCUAA
This is a messenger RNA of Miscanthus lutarioriparius, 2376 nucleotides long. The record is from the annotation of a GenBank genome assembly. Lineage: Eukaryota; Viridiplantae; Streptophyta; Magnoliopsida; Poales; Poaceae.